This is a messenger RNA of Suillus plorans, 318 nucleotides long. RefSeq lists its product as uncharacterized. NCBI's taxonomy places the organism in Eukaryota, Fungi, Basidiomycota, Agaricomycetes, Boletales, Suillaceae. The record is from RefSeq and is a predicted model, not a curated record. The transcript has 4 exons. Bases 1 to 318 code for a protein of 105 amino acids. Gene Ontology annotation, cellular component: cytoplasm. Gene Ontology annotation, biological process: NAD+ biosynthetic process. Gene Ontology annotation, molecular function: NAD+ synthase (glutamine-hydrolyzing) activity; glutaminase activity.
AUGGGCAUGGCGUAUGAUGAACUAUCAGUCUUUAGUCGCUUCCGCAAAGUGGAGAAGUGUGGACCAUACGGCAUGUUCACGAAGCUGGUGCACGAGUGGGGCUUAUUCCUGUCUCCCGUUCAAAUCGUAGAGAAAGUCGAGCAUUUCUUCUUUGAAUAUGCGCGCAACUGUCAUAAGAUGACAACUCUGACGCCGGCGUACCAUGCAGUAGUAUGUUACGCUCAAAACUCCACAUCACAAUUUAAGAAGAUAGAUGAAGUAGCUGCAGUCCUACCUGAUCGCUCCAAUUCGGCUGCAGAUAAGACCAAGACUGACUGA